AAACUCAGUCCGGGUGGAAGCGCUUUUGAAUUCUGGACAGUUGAACCGUUUCAGUUAGUGGAGCUGUCAUUACACAUAGACUCCAAGAGUUUUACUGGGAGUUAGAGUCAACAGAUGUAGCUGUUUGUUGCAUCUCUGAUUAUUUUUAUUUAGAUAAGAUAGCCCGAUCUCUUAAAGUAAGAUAACAGGAUAGAGUUUUUAACAAACGAAAACAACGGACAAUGGACAAGUCGGUGUUCACUGCAGGACAGACUAGCACGAGUGUCACAGAGGGUGGGAUUCUAUCAUCACAGAGUGGAACCCAGGAAGACCGUGUUGGUCAGAAUACAAUGCAGCCUGAUGGAGUACAGGUCAUGUACUGUAAGGAGCUGGUGUAUGGAAGUGACGGAGAGUUUACAUUCGAAGAGCUGCGUGCCCAGCACUAUUAUAAAAAGAUUAAUGAAAAGUUCCAAAACUUAAACAAAGUCAAAGAAGAGCUGCAGUUGCAGAUUGAGCAGAAAAAGGAACUUAUUAAAGGAAGGACUAAUGCCAUCCAACAUCAGCAACCUGAUGUACCACAGCAUUCCCACCAGACCACUGUGGUCAGCUCUGCUCCUGUUCCCACUGAGGCCGCUCCAUUUAAAAUUUAUUGUGAGCCAGAAGCAUCUAAUAGCUCUUACAUGAGAAACAGCAUCAUAAACCGUGAAAAUAUGGGACAAGGCACAACCGGUGUAAAACAGAGUUCACAGGCAUCAAAAUCUUUCUCUACAUAUGGUGAGAAUGUUGGGUCUGAGAAGCAUAUUGAGAAACCAAAUACAAGAUCAUCCACUAUGAGUCUUAAAUCUUUGAAGCUACCCACGUCCAUCUUGAAAUGCAGACAGUCUGCGCCGGCGUGUUCUAAUGAAAAAGAUGCCUCCCUUUCACGCCCUGAAGAGGCCAUCAUCAAUGGCCACUGUAAUAAAACUCUCUGCCGAAGCCCAGAAGACACGUUUGAUUUUGUCCGUGCCGCUCAGCUGGCCUCCACACCAUUCGGAGGACCAGGGAGGCAAAACCCCUCCCAAAGAGAGCAGAUGGGAGCGCAUGAAUCCCUCAACAAAACAGAUUCUUUUAGUUUCAAAGAGCCAAACUCUGAGCCCAGAGCAGGGACAAAUAAACUAAGCCCAAUCCAGGAGAUUAGUCAUGAGUGGGGUUAUAACUCCUUAGCUUCCACCCAUCCUCUGCAGCCAGAAUCAAAAGGAAAGGCCACAGCUCUGUCAGGAAUUCCAGAGGUCAUUCAGCCUCUCACGAGACAAACAGUGUCUGCUCCUGCACUCGCAGAGACAAAGACAGAGAAUCCCUGCAGUCUGGACGUCAGAAAAGCACUGCUUAAUAACGUGGAUCUGCGUUCUACUGCAAACUUCAGCAGGAAAGUUGGACCUCUGCCUGACCCUGAUGACCUGCAGCUCGAUGGUAAAACACUGUUCUUCCUUAAAAAGAUGGGUGAUCAGGGAAUGCGCUUAUAUUUUUCCAGUGGUGGUAGUGUGCUGGUUAAGGUGGAUGAAUCCACAGUACCUUGGGAUUUUUAUAUUAGCUCUCAGCUGAAGGCCAGACUGCCUGCUGAUCACAAGCACGGUCAUGCUCAGAGCACCUGUUACCUCUAUGAAAAUGGAUCUUUCACCUUGUGGAAGGUUCCUCAAGGGCAAACUAUUCAAGACUUAUUAGAGGACCAAGUGGAUAGGCUACAUGUUCCACUUUUGACCAUUCGUUUAUUGGAGAUGGUGAAACAGAUGCACUCGUGUCGACUCGUUCACGGGGCUUUACGACCUGAAACACUAAUGGUGUGCCACAGCUGUGAAGACAGUGUUAUCUGUAUGGAUUUCUCAAAUUCAUUGGACUUGGAGCUGCAGACUGAUGUAAAGACAGUGCAGUCUCUUCCUUCAGCUCAGGACUAUAUAAAGCAAGGCUUAUUGUUGCCUUCUGCCUCUCCUUACAAGGUAGACCUCUGUGGCAUUGCAGAAAUAGUGCACUUGCUACUGUUUGGAAAAAACAUGAAAAUUAUUAAGGAGGCAUCUUGCUGGACAUUGGCAGACGACUGUGGACCUCUGGAUUGGCAGAGGAUCCUUGACCCCAGCAACCUGCUCGAUCCUUUGUGGCAAGAUUUUUUUCACAACCUUUUGAAUCCGGGGGACAACUCAACAGAGUUUAUUUUGACCAACCUUAUCAACAACUUAAAGAACACUGUCUAUGAAGACUUGGAGUGUCAGUUUUCUUUAUAAUCCAUUGUCCGUUUUCUCUGUAAUGUAUUCUGUCUGUCUCUUUUCUGUGUCUUUCUACACGUUUCACUCAUCUGAUCUUAAAGUCAUUGGCUUUUAAUUUUUUAGAUCAGAUAAUUAAAUAAAGUUUUCAUCCACAUUGUUAAUUUUGCCUGUAACUAUCUUAUCCUGUUCUAGGGUUUUUAUCCUCAAUUAAACAAAUGAAAUAUGUUCAUGAAUAAACAUU
Messenger RNA from Hemibagrus wyckioides, 2457 nucleotides. It is a transcript of the gene bub1ba, whose product is annotated as BUB1 mitotic checkpoint serine/threonine kinase Ba. Lineage: Eukaryota; Metazoa; Chordata; Actinopteri; Siluriformes; Bagridae. The transcript has 16 exons. The coding region runs from base 222 to 2234 and encodes 670 amino acids. The record is from RefSeq and is a predicted model, not a curated record. Gene Ontology annotation, biological process: meiotic sister chromatid cohesion, centromeric; mitotic spindle assembly checkpoint signaling. Gene Ontology annotation, molecular function: protein kinase activity.